UAUGACUCAACAACUGAUCAGACAAAUAUUUAUUUUUCAAGUAAAAAUUAUAGAGAUUUUUUCUUCCCAAGUAGAUGAAAAAAAAAUCUCAAUAAAAUCUAUUAACACGCAAAUUAAAGGGAAAAUUCCACCCUCUUAAACCGUUUAAAUCUCUUCCAGUCUUGGUUCUAUUUACGAUCGUGCACUUCUCAUCUCUACUUUUCACUGUUAAUUUCGCUUGUAAUCGAGGUGAAACAUAACCUCACUUCACACAGAGGCAAGAACGUCGAGCUUCACGAGUAGUGAGCGAAUUAAAGAGUGCGGAGUGAAUAACUAAGACGAUUUAAUAAGUGCAAAUAUGCCGGAUCAUUUAGGAGAAGAUAUGCGAAAGGUGAAGAACGAGGAGGAGAAAGAAGAGAAGGAGAUUAAAUCAUUGGAUGAAGGCGACAUCGCCUUGCUGAAGACCUACGGCCAAGGACAAUACACGAAGUGUAUCAAGGCUGUCGAGGAGGAUACUCAAACGAUCAUCAAGCGUGUAAAUGAUUUAACUGGGAUCAAAGAAUCGGACACCGGCUUGGCACCACCGGCGCUGUGGGACUUGGCGGCAGAUAAGCAGACUCUACAGAAUGAACAACCCCUUCAAGUGGCACGUUGCACCAAGAUCAUAAACGCGGAUUCCGACGAUCCAAAGUACAUAAUAAACGUCAAGCAAUUUGCAAAGUUCGUGGUCGACCUAGCGGAUUCUGUGGCACCCACUGACAUAGAAGAAGGCAUGAGGGUAGGAGUGGAUCGUAACAAGUACCAAAUUCAUAUACCGUUACCGUCUAAGAUCGACCCUACCGUGACAAUGAUGCAAGUGGAGGAGAAACCUGACGUCACCUACAGUGACGUCGGUGGUUGCAAGGAACAGAUCGAGAAGUUACGAGAAGUCGUCGAAACGCCGCUGUUACACCCGGAGAAAUUCGUCAAUUUGGGCAUCGAGCCGCCGAAAGGAGUUCUGCUGUUUGGACCACCGGGUACGGGGAAGACACUCUGCGCCAGAGCGGUGGCUAACAGGACGGACGCCUGUUUCAUACGUGUGAUUGGUUCAGAGUUAGUGCAGAAAUACGUCGGCGAGGGCGCUCGAAUGGUCAGGGAAUUGUUCGAAAUGGCGCGAAGUAAAAAGGCGUGUCUGAUAUUCUUCGACGAGAUCGAUGCGAUCGGCGGUGCACGUUUCGACGAUGGCGCGGGCGGCGAUAACGAAGUGCAAAGGACCAUGCUCGAGUUGAUCAAUCAGUUGGACGGUUUCGACCCGCGCGGCAACAUAAAGGUCCUGAUGGCGACGAACAGGCCGGACACACUGGACCCCGCGCUGAUGCGACCGGGCCGUCUCGACAGGAAGAUCGAGUUCGGCCUGCCGGACCUCGAGGGCCGCACGCACAUCUUCAAGAUUCACGCGCGCUCGAUGAGCGUCGAGAGGGACAUCCGAUUCGAGCUGCUCGCGCGACUUUGCCCGAACAGCACCGGCGCCGAGAUCCGUUCCGUCUGCACCGAGGCGGGUAUGUUCGCGAUUCGCGCGCGCCGCAAGGUCGCCACGGAGAAGGACUUCCUCGAGGCGGUCAACAAGGUCAUCAAGUCGUACGCCAAGUUCUCCGCGACGCCCAAGUACAUGACCUACAAUUAGAGCGCGUCGCGCGACCUUUUCGGUUCGCUUUGAUAAGUUGUCAUUAGAUAAGACUUAAGUGUAAUUAUUUCUAUCGGCCGGAAGAGAGAUAAAUCAGAAAGCAAUCGUGUUCUUGGACAGAAUAAAUGAUUUUUGUUCGUCUGAUGCUAAA
Dinoponera quadriceps is the source of this 1793-nucleotide messenger RNA. It is a transcript of the gene Rpt1, whose product is annotated as 26S protease regulatory subunit 7. Gene Ontology annotation, cellular component: proteasome regulatory particle, base subcomplex. Gene Ontology annotation, molecular function: ATP hydrolysis activity; proteasome-activating activity; ATP binding. Gene Ontology annotation, biological process: proteasome-mediated ubiquitin-dependent protein catabolic process. The record is from RefSeq and is a predicted model, not a curated record. Lineage: Eukaryota; Metazoa; Arthropoda; Insecta; Hymenoptera; Formicidae. The transcript has 6 exons. Bases 338 to 1642 code for a protein of 434 amino acids.